Messenger RNA from Phytophthora sojae, 1287 nucleotides. RefSeq lists its product as hypothetical. The record is from RefSeq and is a predicted model, not a curated record. The coding region runs from base 1 to 1287 and encodes 428 amino acids. The transcript is spliced from 5 exons. Lineage: Eukaryota; Oomycota; Peronosporomycetes; Peronosporales; Peronosporaceae.
AUGGCCCGCCACCUCGUGGUGGUCUUACUUCUCUUCGCCUUCAUCGCGCGUACCGAUGCAGAUACACCUUCGACAAGCUCCACCCUCAAGGUCAUGUUCACAAAAGUUAGCCCCGAGAAGCUGAAGACAUUUCUCACCAAGGAGAAACCGGCGGAGUGCGUUUUCGUCCGCAUGGGUCUCAACAAGGCUAAGGGCUUGCUGUUCUCGACCAAAAACUACAAGAAGCUCGAUCAGUGGCUCACAUACGUCGACGAUUUGAGUGCCAAGAACCCUGCAAAAAAGGGAAUGUCCGCGAUCUCGAUUCUGACUGCUCACUACGACGACGCUGCGCUGUACGAGAUGAUUCGAAUCGCCAGGACAGGGGAGUUGAUUCCGGAAGCGAAGGUCAUUGCCACGAGGUUACAGAAGGGCCUCCUUGAGCACUGGUUGGCCGCUGCGCAGAAGCCCGACGACGUCUUUCACUUCAUGAAGCUUGGACAGGCAGGAUACAGUUUCCGCAGCGACUCGGAAUUCGCCGUGUGGGUCAAAUACGUGGACGAUCUCAAUGCAAAGCACACCAAAAAUCCAACGUUAAUGGGCUCGACGCUGUCGGAAAACUAUGAUAGUUGCUUCCUGGAACGACCGCUGAACCAACUGCUCCUAGAAGCCAAGAAGUUCCCCAGCAUGGAAAAAUCCGUCCUCGCCACGCAGACGUGGAAGCUACAGGAGUAUUUGGCGAAGAACGAAUCCCCCAAAACAAGCUUCAAGCUACUAGCCCUGGACAACUGGAUGAAAUACGUUGACGAUUUCAAGGUCAAGAAUCCGCAGUACCAAGAAUCCUGGUUUGAGAUUUUCAAGCUCAAUUAUCAAUGGCAUCAAAUCGAACGAAUUAUCGGGAAGGAGCUGAAAAAUCCGGCCACCAGGAAAAUUGCGGAGAAGAUCGAGGCGCAGUGGAUUAAACACGAGCUAGAUGGAAAGAGCCUUCCAAAGGACUCGUGGGCAAAGUACCUGAAGCGAUUCAACGAAAGGUUUCCCAAUGACAAAACGACGAUAUUCGACGUCCUCGAGGCGAGCUACGUCGACACACAGCUGCUGAGGAUUCUCUAUGCGGUGGAGAAGAACCCAAAGAGCACCAAGGAACUGAAGGCGCUGGCGACUGACCUGCAGAGCGCUCUUAUCAGCAAGUGGCUGGAUGCAAUGGAGAAACCGGCGGAUCUUCGAAGGUGGUUUCAGGACGUACCAUCCGCCGACGAUAUGAUAGACCGCUACACGCAGAAGCUCCACGCGUUGUCGGGGAACACCUCAUAA